This is a messenger RNA of Dama dama (fallow deer), 1629 nucleotides long. It is a transcript of the gene NAGS, whose product is annotated as N-acetylglutamate synthase. Gene Ontology annotation, molecular function: L-glutamate N-acetyltransferase activity, acting on acetyl-CoA as donor; arginine binding. Gene Ontology annotation, cellular component: mitochondrial matrix. The record is from RefSeq and is a predicted model, not a curated record. Bases 25 to 1629 code for a protein of 534 amino acids. The transcript has 7 exons. Lineage: Eukaryota; Metazoa; Chordata; Mammalia; Artiodactyla; Cervidae. Gene Ontology annotation, biological process: L-arginine biosynthetic process; glutamate metabolic process.
GGGGGGCGAUCCGGUCUGGUUGUCAUGGCGACGGUGCGGCUGGCCUGGGCCCUGUGGGCCGCGCCUGCGGGCGGGAGGCUCCGGGGCCCCCGAGGCACCGGGAGCGCCCGGAGGCUGAGCUGCGGCGCACGGCGGCAGGCGACCAGGGGUACCAGCCCGGGACGCCGGCUCAGUACAGCUUGGGGGCCGGCCCAGCUAGCCCAAGAGGAGGCCGAGGGAGCCAAGGACGACGUCCAUCCGUCUGCAGCAGAGGAGCCGUUGUGGACGCCGCCCCCCGCGCCUCCGGUGCCCCCCGAUUCCCCGGGGCCCCCCGCCGGCCGCUCGCCGCUGCAGCGAGACAUCCAGACCUUCCUGAACCAGUGUGGGGCCAGUCCCGGGGAGGCGCGCCACUGGCUCACACAGUUCCAGGCCUGCCAUCACUCCGCCGACAGGCCCUUCGCCGUCAUCGAGGUGGAGGAGGAGGUGGUCAAGUGCCCGAAGGCCGUAUCCAGCCUGGCCUUCGCCCUGGCGUUCCUGCAGCGCAUGGACAUGAAGCCGUUGGUGGUCUUAGGGCUGCCUGCUCCCACGGCGCCCUCGGGCUGUCUUUCCUUCUGGGAGGCCAAGGCACAGCUCGCCCAGAGAUGCAAGGUGUUGGUGGACGCCCUGCGGCACAAUGCGGCCGCCGCCGUGCCUUUUUUUGGCGGUGGGUCUGUGCUGAGCGCUGCUGAGCCAGCCCCUCACGCCAGCUACGGCGGCAUCGUCUCCGUGGAGACCGAUCUGCUCCAGUGGUGCCUGGAGUCCGGAAGCAUCCCCAUCCUGUGUCCCAUUGGGGAGACCGCCGCGCGCCGCUCGGUGCUCCUGGACUCGCUGGAGGUGACCGCGUCUCUGGCUAAGGCGCUGCGGCCCACCAAAAUCAUCUUCCUCAACACCACAGGCGGCCUGCACGACGGCAGUCAAAAGGUCCUGAGUAACGUGAACCUGCCCGCCGACCUGGACCUGGUGACCAAUGCCGACUGGGUGGGCACUAAAGAACGCCAGCAGAUUCGGCUCAUCGUGGACAUACUCAGUCGCCUGCCCCAUCACUCCUCCGCCGUCAUCACCGCCGCCAGCAUGUUGCUCACAGAGCUCUUCAGCAACAAGGGUUCGGGGACGCUGUUCAAGACCGGCGAGCGGACGCUGCGAGUGCGCUGCCUGGACAGCCUGGACCAGGGCCGCCUCGUGAACCUGGUCAAUGCCAGCUUCGGCAAAAAGCUCCGGGACGACUACUUGGCCUCGUUGCGCCCAAGGCUGCACUCUAUCUACUUCUCUGAGGGGUACAAUGCGGCAGCCAUUCUGACCACGGAGCCGGUACUGGGGGGCACCCCGUAUCUAGACAAGUUUGUGGUGAGCUCCAGCCGCCAGGGCCAAGGCUCCGGCCAGAUGCUGUGGGCGUGCCUGCGGCGGGAUCUGAAGACGCUUUUCUGGCGCUCCCGGGUCACCAACCCCAUCAAUCCCUGGUACUUCAAACACAGCGAUGGCAGCUUCUCCAACAAGCAGUGGAUCUUCUUCUGGUUUGGCCUGGCCGAUAUUCGGGACUCUUAUGAGCUGGUCAACCAUGCCAAGGGGCUACCAGACUCCUUCUGCAAGCCAGCUUCUGACCCAGGCAGCUGA